Molecule: messenger RNA, 1136 nt
Organism: Telopea speciosissima
Lineage: Eukaryota; Viridiplantae; Streptophyta; Magnoliopsida; Proteales; Proteaceae
Product: zinc transporter 6, chloroplastic-like
Exons: 2
Coding region: 33-1067 (344 amino acids)
Biological process (GO): zinc ion transmembrane transport
Cellular component (GO): plasma membrane
Molecular function (GO): zinc ion transmembrane transporter activity
Source: RefSeq, a predicted model, not a curated record
AGAGAGAGAGACUUUCUCGGCACGGAGCACCCAUGGCUUCCUGCCUGACCGACGCGACACGAGAGCUGUCGUGCCGAGACAGUCGAGCAGCAACGCAGCUAAAGCUCAUCUCCAUGGUUGUAAUCUUCUUCACCAGCAUCAUCGGAAUCUCUUCACCGGUCUUGCUCGCUCGUCUCUUCCAAGGCAAACCCAUCUACGAGAAAGCACUUCUAGUCAUCAAAUGCUUCGCUGCAGGCGUAAUUCUAUCUACCUCCCUCGUCCACGUUCUCCCUGACGCCUUCGCUGCCCUUUCCGAUUGCCAAGUGGCAACCCAUCAUCCCUGGAAGGAUUUUCCCUUCUCCGGCCUCGUUACUUUGAUCGGAGCUCUGCUAGCUCUGCUCGUCGACGUCACUGCGACAUCUCAUGUCCAUGGAAACAAACCGAGUAAUUACACGCCGAUUGGAACACAGGAAGAGACUUCGAUUGAUUCUUCUUUGGAGAAGAAAACGAAGGUUAAAGUAGAACCACAAAUCGAACUUGGAGUGAUGCCGGUGAGUUGCCAUGAUGGUGGUAAUAAGGAGCAGGAGGAAUUGGCGAAGUUGAAGCAGAAAUUGGUUUCGCAGGUGCUGGAAAUUGGGAUUAUAUUUCACUCUGUGAUUAUUGGGGUCACCAUGGGGAUGUCUCAGAAUCAGUGCACCAUCAGACCUCUUGUUGCUGCGCUGGCGUUCCACCAGAUCUUCGAAGGGAUGGGUCUCGGCGGUUGCAUAGCUCAGGCAGGUUUUGGUUUGGGCACAACGUCUUAUAUGUGCUUCCUGUUUUCAGUGACAACUCCAAUGGGGAUAGUUAUGGGAAUGGUAGUAUUAUCUGUGACCGGUUACAAUGACAAUAGCCCCAGUGCCCUAAUACUUGAAGGGUUAUUGGGUUCCCUCUCUUCAGGUGUUUUGAUAUACAUGGCUCUUGUUGAUCUUAUAGCAGCUGAUUUCUUCCAUAACAAGAUGAUGAGUUCAGAACCAUGGAUAACAAAAGUGAGUUACAUUGCCUUAGUGCUAGGAUCUGCUUCCAUGUCUGUCCUUGCUAUUUGGGCUUGAAAUCCCUUAAUUUAAUUUGUAUGAUUCUACUUUUACAUAUAUGAAGCAAAGCUUAUACAUCUCUUGUCC